UUGUCCUUGUUCACCAAUGAAAAUUCCAGCUAUGGCUUUGUUCAAGCAGCAGAAGGUGGAGGACGUGUAUGAAAUUGGGGAAGAGCUAGGAAGUGGCCAGUUCGCUAUCGUGAAGAAGUGCCGAGACAAGAGCACAGGUGUGGAAUAUGCUGCCAAGUUCAUUAAGAAGCGCCAGAGCCGGGCCAGCCGCCGCGGGGUGAGGCGGGAGGAGAUCGAGCGUGAGGUGGCCAUUCUGCAGCAGGUCCUGCAUGCCAACAUCAUCAAGCUGCAUGACAUCUAUGAGAACAAGACAGACGUGGUCCUCAUCCUUGAGCUGGUUUCUGGAGGGGAACUUUUUGACUUCUUGGCACAGAAGGAGUCUUUGAGUGAAGAGGAAGCAACCAGAUUCAUCAAGCAGAUUUUGGAUGGUGUGAAUUACCUUCACUCUAAGAAAAUUGCUCACUUUGAUUUAAAGCCUGAAAAUAUUAUGCUUCUAGACAAGAAUAUUCCUAUUCCACACAUCAAACUCAUUGACUUUGGCCUGGCUCACAAAAUAGAAGAUGGAGUUGAAUUUAAAAACAUUUUUGGAACUCCAGAAUUUGUAGCUCCAGAAAUAGUAAACUAUGAACCACUUGGACUAGCUGCAGAUAUGUGGAGCAUUGGAGUCAUCACCUACAUACUGCUCAGCGGAGCCUCACCUUUCCUUGGAGAAACAAAACAAGAAACACUUGCCAACAUCACAGCUGUGAAUUAUGAAUUUGAUGAAGAAUUUUUCAGCAAUACCAGUGAUCUGGCAAAAGAUUUUAUUCGGAAACUCCUGGUGAAAGAUACCAGGAAGCGGCUGACAAUCCAGGAAGCUCUGUCUCAUCCCUGGAUAACGCUGAAAGAAGAAACCAAAGUCCAAGAAAACAAGAAGACUGAGAACACACAGCUGAAGACAAAACGCCUGAGGGAGUACACCAUCAAGUGCCAUUCCAGCAUGCCUCCCAAUAAUACCUACAUCAACUUUGAGCGCUUUGCCCGGGUAGUGGAAGACCUUUCACUUACAGAGCAGAGUUUCAGCACCUUGGCUGCAUCCCACGACUCCUUGCAGGAGGACAUUGAUGCUCUGGUUUCCAUUUACAAUGAGAAAGAAGCCUGGUAUAAAGAAGAGAGCGAAAGUGUGAGGCACAAGCUGUCUCAGCUGAGGUACGAAUACCGUAAGACUGAGUCCCUGAAGAGACAUCUGAGGGAUGACAUCAAGACCGUAGGUGCCAGUCUUACCGGCAUAACUGGGAAAUAUGCUGAUCUGCAGAUUCAGUAUGACUCUCUCAGUCAAGAACUUUCUGAGGAACUCAAGUGGAUACAGGAUUUAAUGAGUGGUUUUAAACUGGAAAGUGAAGCCUGUGUGAACGGGAACUUUGACUCUGUUUUCAACAAAGACAUUAACGAGUCACUAGUGGAGCUGUUAAAUAGAUCGCGCUGUGAAGAAUUCCUUGCAGGGCUGAAUCUUGAUGUAGCAAAAUCAAAUCAGUAG
This is a messenger RNA of Chaetura pelagica (chimney swift), 1495 nucleotides long. RefSeq names its product death-associated protein kinase 2 (gene DAPK2). The coding region runs from base 17 to 1495 and encodes 492 amino acids. Gene Ontology annotation, cellular component: nucleus; cytoplasm. Gene Ontology annotation, molecular function: ATP binding; protein serine/threonine kinase activity. Gene Ontology annotation, biological process: protein phosphorylation; positive regulation of apoptotic process; intracellular signal transduction. NCBI's taxonomy places the organism in Eukaryota, Metazoa, Chordata, Aves, Apodiformes, Apodidae. The transcript has 9 exons. The record is from RefSeq and is a predicted model, not a curated record.